Penicillium verrucosum is the source of this 384-nucleotide messenger RNA. Its product is annotated as cupin domain-containing protein. Bases 1 to 384 code for a protein of 127 amino acids. The record is from RefSeq and is a predicted model, not a curated record. The transcript has 2 exons. NCBI's taxonomy places the organism in Eukaryota, Fungi, Ascomycota, Eurotiomycetes, Eurotiales, Aspergillaceae.
AUGUCUGAUGAUCCAAGCCGCCCCAGAGAAGACGCGAAAGUUGUAUAUGCAUUCCCACUGAAAGAGGUUCCUGGCAAGACUAUCGUGGGUGUAUACGCUACGUACCCUCCAGGCGGCUGGACUCCACCUCACACCCACGCAAACGGCUCUAUCUCUGUUUAUAUCAUUAGCGGCAAGGUGAAAAGCCAAUUAAACUAUGGGGAGACGACGAUUAAGUCUGCUGGUCAAUCCCACUAUGAGCCUCCAGAAACCCAUGUCACGAUCGCUGAAAAUCCAAGCACGACAGAGUCGUGUGUGUUUUUCUUUACGGAAAUUAUUGAUACGAAGGUGUGGGAGGAGGAGGGGCAGGACGCACUCUAUAAGCUUGAUCCAGGGUAUGAAUGA